ACAGGAGCAUCACACCUGUGUCGCCCGCUUGGACCAUGUGACGGUUUAUGUGGCGUGAUUAAAACAGCAGCAGGAGGUUGUUGCAGCUGAUCGCUCUGUUGUUUGUCCAUGGCCUGUCCUCCUGCCGCCUCCUGCUCCUACACGGUGGUCCUUAUCCCGCUUAGGAGCAGCCUCUGCAGCCUGGACGCGCUUCGCUUCUACUUGUGGAUCAAGCAUCUCAAGGAUCUAGAAAAGGAAAAAGAUAUCCUGUACUGCGGUCUGGAGAUCCUGGAGCAGGCCCGACUCUGGUACCGCCAUCGGCUCGAAAAGAGCAGGACCCGACAGGAUGACACAGAUGCCAAAAGUUGGGUCAACUCCUGCCGGGAAGGUGUAGCAAAGGGGGCCCAUUCCUGCUGGCUGAGCUCACGCGUGCAGCGGGUAAAUGCAUCGCUGGCUUCUGUCAUGACUGAGGCCAAUGACACCAGCACCAGUGGGGACUCUGCGGCAGACGGCGCCCUCCGGUGGCAGCACACCCGACUCACACAGGAGGUGCGUCAGAAAAAUCAACAGAUCUCCAAGUUAGAGAUGGAAAAAGACACGCUCCUCCAACAACUUUACAAAGUUUAAACUGGCCUUUCUCCUCAUUUGUAAAUGUCUAUUUAUUAAACGUAACAUUAUUGUGGGUACUUUGUCUGACACUUUGUGACCAUGGGUAAGGAAUUUUGGCGUGACUCUAAUCCAAGUCCUGGACUAACAUCAGUUCCUGACAUUGUUAUGAAAUAAUCUUAAGAUUCAACAGUUCAGGUUUCAGUUGUUUUUCCACAACGCACUCGUUGUGAAACCUUGAUUUUAUUUACACAUUUUGAGGUGAUAGAGUCCAACAAAUGAAAUUGGAAAUACCAAAAUAAGGCAAGAAUAAGGUCCAGCAUUGAAUAGAGUUGCGUAUGAAGUCACAGCCCUGUCAGUCCGGGAUCUUCCGUUUCCGUUGUGCACAUGUGGGCUCUCUGCCUCGACACGCCGCCCCGUCCCGGUGGUCCCGUACUGAUCGUAGUUGUGCUGAUAAACUUUAUCUAAAGGAGGCAUCACGCAAGUCUACGGGAAUUUCGAGGCGACCUCCUCUUGCCACCCCCCCCUCCCACUCAGCCAGAGUACAACCCAAAAAAAGGUGAAUCUAAAAAAAAAUAAUAAUUGUCUUGCACCACUAUUGCGACGAUGAUCACUUUAUUGCAUUAUAGGUGCGGAGGGCUAAAUUGUAUCGGAAUUUAAAUGUCUCACCUCUCCGCCAUGCCCAAAUGAGCCCUUCUGCACACUUCCUGCAAGGAAUCCGAUUAGGAUCAGCCCGUGCGCAUCCAAAAAGAAAACAUCCAUUAUGAAGGAGGCUUUCAUUUAAGUAGCUUCAUGCUCUCUACCUCACCGCGCAAGUGAACCAUCCAUCAAGGCCAGGGUGCCAGCACUUGACGAUUUACCGGCUCCAAUUCACACGGCACACAAUUUUGUUUUGGGUAUGUCACGCCUCACGGUUCAGUUAACUUGCGCUCAAUACGGGUAUUUCCAAAUCCUGUACGUACAAUGUCAAUCUUGUGGGUUUAUUUUAUUUUAUUUUUGCUUCCAAUUUUGUGGGUUUGGUCUCGAUGUGCAGUCGCUUCCGUGCAGGUCUGCGGCGCUGGCAAGAUAUAGGGGUCCCUCAUCAACUGCCUGUCGGGUUUGUACCGUGUGUUGCAACAAAAGAAAGCGAGAAAAUGCAAAAUAUUGGCUUUAUAUUUACACAUCAUUUACACUUUCUUCGAGAAGUUGU
Molecule: messenger RNA, 1774 nt
Organism: Hippocampus comes (tiger tail seahorse)
Lineage: Eukaryota; Metazoa; Chordata; Actinopteri; Syngnathiformes; Syngnathidae
Product: suppressor APC domain-containing protein 1
Exons: 5
Coding region: 109-606 (165 amino acids)
Source: RefSeq, a predicted model, not a curated record